Lycium ferocissimum is the source of this 1002-nucleotide messenger RNA. RefSeq names its product NAD(P)H-quinone oxidoreductase subunit N, chloroplastic. The transcript is spliced from 5 exons. Gene Ontology annotation, molecular function: oxidoreductase activity, acting on NAD(P)H, quinone or similar compound as acceptor. NCBI's taxonomy places the organism in Eukaryota, Viridiplantae, Streptophyta, Magnoliopsida, Solanales, Solanaceae. Bases 125 to 841 code for a protein of 238 amino acids. Gene Ontology annotation, cellular component: membrane. The record is from RefSeq and is a predicted model, not a curated record.
UUAUCGAGUGGCAAGGAACAAAGUAGCUAUCUCUGUCCAGUUGUUCAGGAAAAAAAGAUAGCCUUGUUCCCAUGGUUCGUCCACAGUUGCUGCUGCUAUAGCUACUACCACCAAAAUACGCAACAUGGCAACCACUCUCUCCUAUGCCUGCCCUAGCACCACCACCAGCAAGAGGUUCUUGAUAACAAGCACUGGCCAACAGUCACAACCAUGCUCCUCUUCAGCCUGCUAUCAAGGGGCAUUGCAUUCUUAUGGUCUGCAGAAGCAACAAGUACAAUUAAAUAGCAUAUCGAAGGCUAUGAGAACGAAAAGACUUGGAUCAGUUGGAAGACAAAAGAAAGGAGCAGUUAGAUGUAACAUUGAACUUCAGGACUUCAUUGGUGGAGAUCUCAUUAAACUUGAUUUAGGUCAAUGGUUAUCAGAUGUUGAAGAACACAAAGCCUUGGCAAUUUACUCUCCUCAUGAAGGGGGUUAUGAAGGACGCUACCUUACACGUCUUAAGUACCAGGGAUAUCAUUUCUUGGACCUUUCUGCACGAGGGCUCGGUGACCCUGAAACCACUCUUACUAAGUUCCACCCUGUUUGCCCUGCUCAUGUCGGGAAGCAACCAAUAGCUAGAUGGUAUUUUCCUCCAGAAGUUGAUUAUAGACUUUCUCUACUUCCUCCGGAUGCCAAAGGAUUAGUGGUUUGGAUAAUAGAAGCAAAGGUAUUAUCAAAGGCAGAGCUGCAAUUUCUUGCUUUACUUCCGACACUUCGUCCUAAUGUGAAGGUCAUUGCAGAGUGUGGUAACUGGAGAAAGUUCAUGUGGAAGCCACUCAAGGAAAUUGCAGGGUUAUCUUAGUCAUAGGAGGAAUAAGUCCACAAUAUUGGAACUUGACACUGUAAAAUAAGCAUUGCUUUAGUGACACUAUUAAAUAGGCAUUUGCUUGAGGUUCUAAUUGUGGAUUAUUGUAUGCUUCAAUGCCAUACAUCAAUGUAUAUGAAGUUAGAGCAAAGUUUUCA